GACAGGACAGGAUAAACAUAUCAAAAGUUAUGUCCAACACCAGUAUUUGACUGGCAGACAAAUACUUAGCGGAUGGAAGACGGAGGGGGAGCCCUCCUCUCUUCAAGAGUGGGCUGUGGAGAUGGCACAAGUUGCAGCAUUCGAAAAAAUGUCAUAUAAAACAACUGGGUAGACUGGAUCUAUAUGAAGCAAAGUGGGGCAAAUACUCACAAUUUUUAAAGGGGCUCCUGAAAAAAGGUCAUAUGGUGGAGAGAUGCAAAGUCAUUUGGAGUCAUUUUAAUCAUAAAAAGAUAUCUUGAAGUCAGAUGUGAAGGAACCCCUUUGAAGUCUCUCAGAUUUGUAUUGUUAUUCUUCCGUUGGUAAUUCCAGUACUGCAGCCUACACAGUAAGAGCUAUAGACGUGAGAACAGUGAUGUCCACCAGCAGGUGGUGCUGUAUCAAGGAAAAUGCGUAUUGGAUGAUAACUCUCACAUACGACAUCGGACAUUCAAAAACAUUAUAUCCAUUAAUUUCCUGAAUUGACCUGAAUCUUGUUGUGUAGGCCAUGCCCAUUUUCGCCUAGAAUUUACUUCCUGCUAAAUUGCAAAAAAUGUAAAAGCUACUUUUUCAAACUCCUGUAAUUUCCUGUAAAAGCUUUUCAGUGUUUCCAGGAAAUCAUUCAGAACAGAUGUUGGAAGAGCAUAUUGUGCAACCCCAGAAAACAUGAGCAUGGUUUGCCUUCAGGUCACCACAAAGCCUCCAACACGGCUCUUAAGUGGUUGCGUGUCUGGUUCUGAUUUGGGGUUUCUGAAGUUAGAUUCCUCCUUCAGUGAUUCUGAAAUUUCAACAUUUGAUCCUGAUUUAAAUGCGGUCUUCAUGUGUUCUAAUCUAGUUUAUUUUACUGUCCUCUGUUUUUACACUAUAUUCUACCAUAUUCUUCUAUUCUUCUUUGCUCCACUCUGCUCCACAGUCUCAGAGGUAUACAUGCAGAGAGACAUGUGGGUGAGCUGUAAGUGAUUUGUGGGGAAGACAUGUCUGGGUGGGAUGAAUGUUUAGUUCGAGGUCUGGCUGAGCUGUAAGUCUUGGUGAGAGGUCAGCUGUAUUGUAACACAGAGAUCAUACCAUGAGGUUAGAAGCAGGCGGGGGGGGGUCUGAGGGUCUGCAUGUUGCAGUUUUAAUUCUGGCCUGACGCUCCUGGUGAUCCCCAUGGAGAGUCGGGGCCUAGGUUUGGGUGAAAGUGGGGCAUCCUGUAUCCUGGCAAUUUUUGUCUCAGCAGGGUGAAUGACUCUUUGUCCCCCCUGCCCCCUCCUGACUUUCAGCUCAUCACUUCGCCAUUCUCUGGGCGUCUGUCGGAAACACCAUCCCUGCCUCCUUCUGGGCCAUGUACUACCUGGUGAGUCAUCCUGAGGCCCUGGAGGUCGUCCGCCAGGAGGUCCUGCACGUCCUGAACCUCAGCGGAGUCGAGUUCAACAGAGAUGAAGAUGUGACGCUCAGCAGAGAACAGCUGGACAAGCUUCUGUAUCUGGAGAGCACCAUCAACGAGAGCCUCCGUCUGUCCUCGGCCUCCAUGAACAUGCGUGUUGCUCAGGAGGACUUCAGUCUGCGGCUGGACAGCGAGCGCUCGGUGGCCAUCAGGAAAGGAGACAUCAUCGCCCUCUACCCUCAGAGUCUGCACAUGGACCCCGAGAUCUACGAGGAGCCACAGACGUUCCGGCUCGACCGCUACAUCCAGGACGGCAGAGAGAAGACAGACUUCUACAAGGACGGGCAGAAGCUCAAGUAUUACCGCAUGCCUUUCGGCUCUGGCUCCAGCAUGUGUCCUGGUCGAUACUUUGCGGUCAACGAGAUCAAACAGUUCCUGUGUCUCCUGCUGCUCUACUUCGACCUGCAGCUGGAGGAAGGUCAGAGCAGAGUCACUGUGGACUCUGGCAGAGCUGGACUGGGCAUCCUUUUGCCCUCUACAGACGUACGCUUCCGCUACAGACUGCGUGCAGUCUAGCCAGGACAUUGUCAAUGAUGGAAGUGUGUUUGUUUGUUUGUGUGUGUGUGUGUGUUUGACACACAGUAGAUGAUGUUUCUUCUGCCGCAACCAUGUCCUAUCAGAUGAGUGCUUAAAGUGCCCAAAAUAUAUAUUCUAUGAAAUGUGGAAAAACAAUGUGAAAACAAUGUGAAAACAAUGUGAACGUGGUCUCUUAUUUCAGCUCGACCUGACUGACUCGACUCAGUCUGACAUUAUUUGAUCUAACCUGACUCGACCUAAAUCAACCCGACUCGAAUCAACUUAACCUGACUUUUACUAUCAAAUAUUACACAAGCAGCAUCAACAGAAUUAUCACAGCACUCCAUUUCUUAAGUUAUCAGCUUCAUGUAUUUUGGAAUAUUAACACAUGCAUUUGCUUUAUUU
Molecule: messenger RNA, 2383 nt
Organism: Morone saxatilis (striped sea-bass)
Lineage: Eukaryota; Metazoa; Chordata; Actinopteri; Moronidae
Gene: cyp7b1
Product: cytochrome P450 7A1
Exons: 3
Coding region: 1361-1978 (205 amino acids)
Biological process (GO): cholesterol homeostasis; bile acid biosynthetic process
Molecular function (GO): iron ion binding; oxidoreductase activity, acting on paired donors, with incorporation or reduction of molecular oxygen; heme binding
Source: RefSeq, a predicted model, not a curated record